AUGGAUUAUGAAUCAUUGACAAAAAUUCUAAGUUCUAAUAGUACAUAUAUUGGAGUCAAGCAAUAUCUGGAAGCAGUUUAACAGCAAAGAAUGGAUGUUAUGAAGGUAUGUGCUGAUGUAAUAAUCAAUUACCUUAGUGAUCAACAAGGACCCCAUUAUCCGAAAUUCUUGUGUUUGAAAUUUAUCAAUGAAUUAUUGGAGCUAUAGGAAUAUGAAUGGAUAGAAAUAACUCAAAAAAAUAUAUUGCCUAUUUUAGAAGAUUAUGCAAUGUUCAAAAAAGAGAGUAAAGACGAUGAACGUGGCAAAAUGUUAUUUCUUUAGUCAACUACUUCUAAGAAAAAGUAUGAAUAAAUAAAAGAGCUGGAAUAAGUUGGAUUAAAUUUUCAUCGUUAUACAUUGGAGAGUAUAUGGGUAUGGAGUAAAUGGUUUCCAAUUGAUACAGUUGCUGGAAAAUUGAGUUUGUAUAAAAUUGCUUAGGAGAGACUUUCUAUUAUGAAUGUUAAAUUUCCUAUCAUAUCAUACUUCACAUUUGAGAAAAUUAUCAAUUAUCAGCAAAUCUAAAGGCCACCUAAAGAGAUGCUAGAAGAAUGCGCUUCAGUUAUUAAAGAACAUAUAUAGGAUGGAUAAAAAACUGAUCUUCCUUUGGUUUAAAGCAUUUUAACAAAGACUUAUUAUACUUAAACAAAACAUAAUUUAUAAACUACAAAGACUUAUCCAUAAAUUUGGAAGAAUGCCCUUGAUUUGAUGAAAUAGGGUAAAUUGGGAAUUGAAAUUUCUAAUAAAUUAAAAUCAACUUCAAUAGUUCAAAUGGAAAGAAAACUUCUAUAAGAGUCAAAAUAUUUGGGCAAGAGCAGAGGGGCAUUUUCUAAUUAAAUAUUCAAUUUUACAUAAAUAAUAAGUGAAAAAGAGAAAUUAUUAUCUGAGAUUAAUGCGCAUAUAAUGGAAAAAGAACAAAUAAAUAAUUAAUUAUUUGAAUAGAGGCAAAAAAAUCAAGAAUUAAAAUAAGAAAUAGAAAGGUUGAAACAAUAAGUCAAUUAAAAAUAGAUCUUAAAUAAUCAACACACUACAAACCAAUUUAAUUAAACUACUGCUAGUUCAUAAUAGGAGAGUCUUAAAGAACAGGAUAAAUUACUUUUAAAAAGAGACUUGGAAAUCAAGAAAUUAUCAGAUAUCAAUCAACAUUAUGAAGAUGUUAUCAAAUAAUUAAAGAAUAAUAUUAAUCAUUUACAAUAAGUGCAUGAUUUAAGGGAUAUGGAGGUUUUCAAGUUAUAACAACACAAAAUUGAUUAAGAACUUAAAUUUGAAGAAGUAUAAAACUAAUUAAUUACUGCUUAAUAAUAAAUUAAAAGGUAAGGAGAAACCAUUAAAUAAUUUUAAUAGCAAUUGAAUUAAUUAAAUGAAUAAAGCCUGGUUAAUUAUGAAAAAUAAUCCAAUCAAAUUUAAAAGGCAUAGAAUGAUUAUGCAGCAUUAGGAAUAAUUAAUCAAUAAUUAAAGGAUGAAAAUGAGUAGCAUAAACUUGAAAUUGAAUUACAUAAGAAUGAAAUAGAAAACCUAAAAGAAUGCUUAUUGAAAUUAUCUAAGUAGUAGGAAUAAGUUCAUUAAGUUCCAGCAUUAAAACUUAGCUGUAAUUUGUUGUAUUUAAUUAGAAAUUUCUAAUAAUAAGCUUGA
Messenger RNA from Paramecium tetraurelia, 1668 nucleotides. RefSeq lists its product as uncharacterized. The record is from RefSeq and is a predicted model, not a curated record. The transcript is spliced from 4 exons. Lineage: Eukaryota; Ciliophora; Oligohymenophorea; Peniculida; Parameciidae.